AUGGCGAACGAAGGUGCCUCGAAUGUUUACGUUGAUUCCCGAUCUUUCCCGAAAGACGAUGGAAAGCGUUUGACAAAGGAAUACCACCUAAGACAAGGCGCUCUGAGAGGUCUUAUAGUGAAGCCUAGUAGACAAUAUGACUUACAACAUGUGGAGAUGUUUCUGGGUAUUCCUUAUGCUGCUCCACCUACGGGUAGCCUGAGAUUUAUGCCACCAGACCUAUACCAUACUAAACUAAACCACAGACAGAACUUUAAAUCAGCUCAUGUCCUAGUGGCUUCUCCAAUUAAUUACAGGAAAGCUAACGGGAACACGCUGUCGGCCCGAGCUACUGCAGUCUCUUAG
Messenger RNA from Arctia plantaginis, 345 nucleotides. The record is from the annotation of a GenBank genome assembly. NCBI's taxonomy places the organism in Eukaryota, Metazoa, Arthropoda, Insecta, Lepidoptera, Erebidae.